Phaethon lepturus (White-tailed tropicbird) is the source of this 389-nucleotide messenger RNA. RefSeq names its product clavesin-2. Gene Ontology annotation, molecular function: phosphatidylinositol bisphosphate binding. Lineage: Eukaryota; Metazoa; Chordata; Aves; Phaethontiformes; Phaethontidae. The record is from RefSeq and is a predicted model, not a curated record. The transcript has a single exon. The annotation marks the transcript as partial. Gene Ontology annotation, cellular component: membrane.
AUGACUCAUUUGCAGGCAGGUCUCUCCCCGGAGACUCUGGAGAAAGCCCGGCUGGAGCUGAACGAGAACCCCGACACCUUGCACCAGGACAUCCAGGAGGUGCGGGACAUGGUGAUCACCCGGCCGGACAUCGGCUUCCUCCGCACCGACGAUGCCUUCAUCCUGCGGUUCCUGCGGGCCAGGAAGUUUCAGCACUUCGAGGCUUUUCGCCUCCUGGCCCAGUACUUUGAAUAUCGCCAGCAGAACCUGGACAUGUUCAAGAGCUUCAAGGCCACAGACCCGGGCAUCAAGCAGGCGCUGAAGGAUGGCUUCCCCGGCGGGCUGGCCAACCUGGACCACUACGGCAGGAAGAUCCUCGUCCUUUUUGCUGCCAACUGGGACCAGAGCAG